AACGGAAUUACCAUUCAUCAUAGGCAACACAUUAUACAUACACAGCACAGCGUUCGCGAAUAUGGAAUUUCGCUCAAAGAGUUAACGCACAAUUGGGUUAUGUCAUCGUGACAUUUCAAAUAAAAACUACUUAAAACUUGCUGUUUUGUGAUGUUUUGAAAGAAAGUGGUUAUCAAAUUACGUGAAACCAUGUCUGCAUUCCCGCCUUUGAAAAAUGACCGGCUGCUAAGAGCUGCCAGGGGCGAAGUUCCUGACAAACUCCCAGUUUGGGUCAUGAGACAAGCCGGCCGAUACUUGCCUGAAUUUAUGGAGUUCCGCAAGGACCAUUCGUUUUUCGAGAUAUGCCAAACACCCCAACUGGCCUGUGAAGUUACCUUGAUGCCUAUAAAACGCUAUGAUUUAGACGCUGCGAUUAUUUUUAGCGAUAUCUUGGUCAUUCCACAGGCUUUGGGCAUGGUUGUGGAGAUGAAAGCUGGGAUUGGUCCAGUGUUACCUGAGCCUCUAACUUUGGAAAACUUCCACGAAUUGAACAAAACUGGAGCUGUUGAUAGACUGAAAUACGUAGGGGAAGCUAUUACCCUGACUAGGCAUAAAUUGGACGGCAAAGUGCCGCUAUUUGGCUUCUCGGGGGCCCCAUGGACUCUGAUGGGGUACAUGAUUGAAGGCGGUGGUUCCAAAACAUUAAGCAAGGCCAAGAAGUGGCUAUACGCUUACCCAAAAAUCGCCCAUAAGCUGCUAGAACUACUGACAGAAGUAAUCAUUGAUUAUCUUGUAAUGCAAGUCGAGGCAGGCGCUCAAAUUUUGCAAAUUUUCGACAGCAACGCCGACCUCUUGAAUAAAGAACUUUACACGAAAUUUGGUCUUCCAUACUUGAAAAAAAUCAGGGAUUCUGUGCGCUUGAAACUCAACCAAAAAAAACUAGAACAAGUUCCUAUGGUUUUGUUUGCCAAAGGUGCCCACUAUUGUCUAGCGGAACAAGCUGACUUGGGCUAUGAAGUUCUGGGAGUUGACUGGACUUUGGAACCUCAAGUUGUUCGAACUUUAUUGAAGGGAAAAAAUGUGACGGUGCAGGGGAACUUAGACCCUUGUGCUCUCUACGCACCCAAGGAGGAAUUGAUCGCACUGGUGCAUAAAAUGGUGGAGGAAUUUGGGAGCCAAAGAUACAUUGUUAAUUUAGGACAUGGGAUAUAUCCAGAUGCGCCCACAGAGUCAUUGCAGACUCUUGUCGAAACAGUACAUAAUAUCACAAUUUGAUUUUUUAUUACUUUGUUAGUUGCUUUUUUAAUAAAAUUAUUUGGAAAAA
This is a messenger RNA of Tribolium castaneum (red flour beetle), 1303 nucleotides long. RefSeq names its product Uroporphyrinogen decarboxylase (gene Urod). Lineage: Eukaryota; Metazoa; Arthropoda; Insecta; Coleoptera; Tenebrionidae. Gene Ontology annotation, cellular component: cytosol. The record is from RefSeq and is a predicted model, not a curated record. The coding region runs from base 190 to 1254 and encodes 354 amino acids. Gene Ontology annotation, molecular function: uroporphyrinogen decarboxylase activity. Gene Ontology annotation, biological process: heme biosynthetic process. The transcript has 5 exons.